AAAAGUUCGAGUUUGCGACCGCCUGCAUUCACGACCCGCAUAUUCACGAUGGGCGCCCAGGAAAUCGAAGCCAAGAAGCGCAAGCGCAAGCACAGCAGCAAGAAGACGGAGGAGGCUGCUGCACCGAAAGUCAAGAGCAAUGGCGUGGAGAAGGCCGACAAGCCCCGCAAGAAGGCGAAGAAGGAGCACACGCCCGAGCCCGAGGUCGAGGAUGAGGUUGCAGAGGCGUCAGAGGUAGAGGAGGAGGACGAUGACGAGGCAGCCGAGGCGCAGCUCAACUCAGAGCUCAAGCAGAUUGCGAAGGCGGCUAAGAAGAGCAAGAAGGCAGAUGCAGAGGAAUCGGGCGAUGAGCAGGAGGAGAGCGCAAACCCGAACGACUUGCCGCUCGGUACCUCGAUGCCGACUGUCGAGGACCCCAAGCUGUUCUCUGAGCUCAACCUCUCGGACCGCACAAUGGAGGCCAUCAAGGCCAUGGGCUUUGAGUCCAUGACCGAGAUCCAGCAGAAGACCAUCCCACCGCUUCUGAGUGGCAAGGACGUCCUCGGAGCUGCGAAGACUGGUAGCGGAAAGACGCUCGCCUUCCUGAUCCCCGCGAUCGAAAUGCUCUCAGCCAUGCGCUUCAAGCCGCGCAACGGUACCGGUGUCAUCGUCGUCUCGCCCACCCGCGAACUCGCCCUGCAAAUCUUCGGUGUCGCCCGCGAGCUUAUGGAGAAGCACUCUCAGACAUUCGGCAUUGUCAUUGGAGGCGCGAACAGGAGGGCAGAGGCUGAGAAGCUUGUCAAGGGUGUGAACUUGCUGAUUGCGACACCCGGACGCCUGCUCGAUCACCUGCACAACACGCCUGGCUUUGUCUUCAAGAACCUGAAGAGCUUGAUCAUCGACGAGGCUGAUCGUAUUCUCGAAGUCGGAUUCGAGGACGAGAUGCGCAGCAUCAUCAAGAUCCUCCCCUCCGACCGUCAGACCAUGCUCUUCUCUGCCACACAGACAACGAAGGUCGAGGAUCUUGCGCGUAUCUCGCUCAAGCCAGGGCCGCUGUACAUCAACGUCGAUUACCGCAAAGAGCACUCUACAGUCGAAGGGCUGGAGCAAGGCUACGUCAUCUGCGACUCGGACACGCGCUUCAGACUGCUGUUCAGCUUCCUGAAGAAGCACCAGAAGAAGAAGGUUAUUGUCUUUCUCUCAUCCUGCAACUCGGUCAAGUUCUAUGCGGAGCUGCUCAACUACAUCGACCUGCCUGUUCUGGAACUGCACGGCAACCUCAAACAACAAGCGCGUACAAACCGCUUCUUCGAGUUCUGCAACGCGUCAAGCGGCACACUGGUCUGCACCGACGUCGCGGCACGAGGCCUCGACAUCCCAGAGGUCGACUGGGUGAUCCAAUUCGACCCCCCGGACGACCCGCGCGACUACAUUCACCGCGUGGGACGAACAGCACGAGGCUCGCAGGGCAAGGGCAGGAGUCUGAUGUUCCUGCUGCCGUCCGAGAUCGGCUUCCUGAAGCUGCUCAAGGAAGCCCGCGUCCCGCUCGUCGAGUUCGAGCUGCCGGCCAACAAGAUCCUCAAUAUCCAGUCCCAGCUCGAGGCCCUGAUCACGAAGAACUACUACCUCAACAAGUCGGCCAAGGACGGCUACCGCUCGUACCUGCAGGCGUACGCCUCGCACUCGCUGCGCUCUGUGUUUGAUGUGCACAAGCUUGAUCUCGUCAAGGUGGCCAAGAGCUUCGGGUUCAGCACGCCGCCCAGGAUCGAUAUCAGCUUGGGCGCGAGUUUGAGCCGCGACAAGAAGGUCGAGGGCAGGCGGGCGUAUGGCAGCCAGCCGCAGCAGCAGGGGAGGCGGCCGAUGAAGCCAGGCCGCAAGUUCUAGGUACGGAGGAGUGCAUUGAGGGCGUUGGGUGUUUAAAACGGGCAUCAGCUGUGUUGUACAGGCAUGGUGAAGAUUCACUGUGCUGAAGAAUUUCUUGCGUUGAAAUGCAUUGCGUUUGAAGAUUGA
This is a messenger RNA of Boeremia exigua, 1989 nucleotides long. RefSeq names its product P-loop containing nucleoside triphosphate hydrolase protein. The coding region runs from base 49 to 1863 and encodes 604 amino acids. The transcript is spliced from 3 exons. The record is from RefSeq and is a predicted model, not a curated record. Gene Ontology annotation, molecular function: ATP binding; RNA helicase activity; nucleic acid binding. Gene Ontology annotation, biological process: maturation of LSU-rRNA from tricistronic rRNA transcript (SSU-rRNA, 5.8S rRNA, LSU-rRNA). Gene Ontology annotation, cellular component: nucleolus. NCBI's taxonomy places the organism in Eukaryota, Fungi, Ascomycota, Dothideomycetes, Pleosporales, Didymellaceae.